Carassius gibelio (silver crucian carp) is the source of this 2918-nucleotide messenger RNA. Its product is annotated as amyloid beta precursor protein binding family B member 2-like. Gene Ontology annotation, molecular function: transcription factor binding; amyloid-beta binding. The coding region runs from base 298 to 2676 and encodes 792 amino acids. Gene Ontology annotation, biological process: regulation of DNA-templated transcription. NCBI's taxonomy places the organism in Eukaryota, Metazoa, Chordata, Actinopteri, Cypriniformes, Cyprinidae. The transcript has 16 exons. Gene Ontology annotation, cellular component: cytoplasm; nucleus. The record is from RefSeq and is a predicted model, not a curated record.
CGCAGAGAGGCGCGCAUACAGUACACUGUGCGGAGAGCAGAGGAGCGGUCUCUGAUUGCGGGCGUCGGGGCUUUAAAAGCGGGCGUCACCUCGCGGCUCCGCAUCAGCAUCUUCAGGCGAGAAGACAGCGGAGCGAGCAGAGGAGAUUCGUCAAGACAUCUAGAGAGAAACAUAAGAAAAACUGGAAAAAGAGUAAAAAUCUCCGUUUAAUCUCAUUGUCUAGGAAAGGAUUGAGACGCAUGAAUUAAUGAAGCUUUAAGUCAGGAUUGGUGGUGAAAAGACGAUUAAUCAUUUGCGAUGAUGUCACUGCAGAAGCCUCCCCUCCGACGCAGUGCAUCGACUGUAGAAUCGACCAAUCACAGCGGGCCUAUGUUGACUCCGCCCACCUCUCUCAACUUACGCUCCUCCCACAACCUGCAGCUGAGCUGCGACACCAUAAAGGAGGGCGUGGUCACCGUUUCAAAGGAAACACAAAACUCGAAGAGUCGGCAUAAAUAUGCGCUGACCAAUAUCCAAAACGCCAUGGGUUUGAGCCAAAACCCCGCCCCUUUUACCCAAAGCCACGCCUCCUCUGACCGAAAACCCGCCCACCCCACGAAAUCCGCCUCCUCCUCAUCCCUCUACUGCUCAUCGCUCUCCUUCUCCACCUCCAAUCCCAAACUGGCCAAAAACGGCACGAACCUUCAGCUCAAAGAGGAGCAGCUGGACCUCAACAAGAACGACAGGAACCUGGUGAGGAGCAGCUGUGAUUGGCUGGAGGGGAAGGACAACCAGAAGAACCCCACCAUCAGGAGGAGGACCAAGAGCUUUCUAGAGUACCAUCGAGAAGAGGACGCCCCGAGCAGCCCCGAUAAAGACACGCAGCCCGAGGAGAAGCACCUCCUGCCCAAACUAGAGGCACAGACGUGGGCUAAAGAGAACCACGUGGAGGCGCACCUCACCCUCCCCCAGAACCACCUGCUCCUGCUGGCCAGCGAGGAAGAGGAGGAGGACGAGGAGAGUCCUGGAGAGACGCUGGAGGUCCACCAACACUCGCUCCGGCCCAAUAACGAGCGCCUCAGCCGCAUCAGAGACGGAUCUCUGCUCAGGAGUCCGUUACGCCUGAAACUGAGAGGAGACGAGCCGGAGGAGUCGCCCGAACGCCCGUCCAGACCCGAAAAACAGGAGGAGGAGGAGGACUCCAGCUGGACCACGCUGUCACAGGAGAGUCCGUCCGAGGAGACGCCUCAGGACACAGGCGUUUGGGAAGAGCCUCCUCAGGUUCAGGACGUGUCUCAGGAGUAUUUCUGGCGUAUUUCAGCCGAUUCCACUCCUCGAGAUCAGCCCCUGGCUGGCGACGCCCACUCUGACCAGGAGGCGGAGUCAGGGGUGAAGGGGGCGUGUCUCCCCGUGCCCUGCACUAAAGCACAGACUGAGCGUCCCAGCAGUAUCGUGUCGGACAGCUCUGUUGAACCCGUUCCUUCAUCAGCGGCCUCUUCACCCUCCUCUUCCUCGCUGUGUUAUGAGACGAUGGGUCGCGCCGCCGGGUUACUCAACAACAACUACCUGGACCUGACAGAGACAUGUGAGUCCCGCGAGCGAGAGAGUGUAGGAGCUCAGGGCGGCCCGUACAGCUUCAUCAACCACAGAGCUAGAGUCCCAUCAGCCCCAGCAGACACCGUCAUCCCCAUCAACGACCCGGAGACACAGGUGUUUGCGGUGUGUUAUCUGGGCUGGCUGGAGGUGCGAGACGCAGAUGUGAGGUCAGUGAGGAGCGGCGCGGUGUUGAGCGACUGCAUCCAGCAGCUGCAGCAGCACAGAGAGACGCAGAGACCGAGGACUCGAGCCAUGCUGCUGGUGCUGCAGGACAUCACUCUGACCCUCAUCGACCCGGCUGACCACACCCUCCUGCACUCUCAGCCAAUCAGCUGCAUCCGCAUCUGGGGAGUGGGGCGGGGCUUCAGCAGGGAUUUUGCGUAUGUGGCCCGUGACGAGAACACGCGUGUGUUGAAAUGCCACGUGUUUCAGUGUGACAGUCCUGCGGAAAGCGUCGCCAGCAGCCUGAAGCAGAUCUGCUCGAAGAUUAUGGCUGAUCGCAGGAGCGUCGGCCCCGUCGCUGGCUCCUCGUCUCAGAUCAGCUCUGAUGUUCCUCUGAGAGUAGAGUUUCCAACACCAAAGACUGACCUGCAACACAGUUUCCACGUGCUUUACCUGGGAAUGACGACAGUACUGCGACCUAUAGGAAUGGACAUGAUAAAUGGUGCGAUAGACAGUCUGAUGUCCUCUGCAGAGAAAGAGGACUGGACCCCCGUCCUGCUCAACGUCGCUGACGCCACAAUUACUGUCAUCAAAGAAAAGGAAGAAGAGGAGGAAGUCAUAGUGGAGUGCCGCGUUCGCUUCCUGUCCUUCAUGGGCGUGGGGCGUGAUGUCCAUACGUUUGCGUUCAUCAUGGACACGGGAAACCAGCACUUCCAGUGUCACGUGUUCUGGUGCGAACCCCAUGCGGGAAGCGUGUCGGAGGCCGUGCAGUCGGCCUGUGUGUUGCGGUAUCAGAAGUGUUUGGGGAAGCCUGACUCCUUGACUCCGCCCCCUUCUGACUCCGUCACCCGCCGUGUAACGUCCAGCGUCAAGCGCGGCGUCCAAUCAAUCAUAGACACUCUGAAAAAGAAGCCCGCCCCUGAGGUUCCCAACCAAUGACGGAGCAGAACGGCUGUGAUUGACAGCAGGUGUGUGUAUGUGUGUAUUUACUGAUGCAAACGAGAAGAGAAACACAGGCCAACAUAUGAAAAAAAGACAAGCAAGAUGAAUGAGAUGUGGUCGGCGCGUAACUGCGCUGAAUGAAGCAUGCGUCUGCCUUACACUAACACAUUCUCACUCAAGUAUUUCAAGGGCGUCAGUGUUCAUGUGGCACUGAUCCAGUCACGUUCAGAUCAAUGUUA